Messenger RNA from Cavia porcellus (domestic guinea pig), 2371 nucleotides. RefSeq names its product profilin 2 (gene Pfn2). Gene Ontology annotation, biological process: actin cytoskeleton organization; positive regulation of actin filament bundle assembly; regulation of actin filament polymerization. The record is from RefSeq and is a predicted model, not a curated record. Gene Ontology annotation, cellular component: cytoplasm. Gene Ontology annotation, molecular function: actin binding. The transcript is spliced from 3 exons. NCBI's taxonomy places the organism in Eukaryota, Metazoa, Chordata, Mammalia, Rodentia, Caviidae. The coding region runs from base 386 to 808 and encodes 140 amino acids.
CGCCGCCGCGGAAGGAUCGCACGCACGCUCGCGCGCACGUCCCGCCCGGCCGCGGAGAGCUGAAGGCGCCGCGGUGAGGAGUAGCUGCCCACGUCGGUGCAGCUGCUCCGCAGUCUCCAGCCGCUGGGUCGUCAGCCUCGCGGCUGCCGCCGGCCGGGCGGCUCGGCCGAGCGCGCUUCGCGGCUCGUCCCUCACCGCCGUGCCCGCGUCCUCCCUCCGCGGCUCCUCGGGGAGGGGGGCGGUCGGUGCCUGCGCAGAGCCGCCUCCUCCCCGCCCCCGCCCCGCCUCCCCCGUGCCGCCGCCGCCUGCUGCCGCCGCCGCCGCCGCCGCCGCCGCUGCGCCUGCUGCUCCUUGCCGUCCCCGCUGCAGUGCGAAGGGCUCGAAGAUGGCCGGUUGGCAGAGCUACGUGGAUAACCUGAUGUGCGAUGGCUGCUGCCAGGAGGCCGCCAUUGUCGGCUACUGCGACGCCAAAUACGUCUGGGCAGCCACGGCCGGGGGCGUCUUCCAGAGCAUUACGCCAAUAGAAAUAGACAUGAUUGUAGGAAAAGACCGGGAAGGUUUCUUUACCAACGGUUUGACUCUUGGUGCAAAGAAGUGUUCAGUGAUCAGAGAUAGUCUAUAUGUCGAUGGUGACUGCACAAUGGACAUCCGGACAAAGAGUCAAGGUGGGGAGCCAACGUACAAUGUUGCUGUCGGGAGAGCUGGUAGAGUCUUGGUCUUUGUAAUGGGAAAAGAAGGGGUCCAUGGAGGCGGAUUGAAUAAGAAGGCAUACUCAAUGGCAAAAUACUUGAGAGACUCUGGGUUCUAGCUGCUAGGCAGACUGUUAAGUAUUAGGGGAAAAUUGCUCUUAAACUUUCCUAGCUGUAAGCUUAAGUCUUAAUUCUGGAAACUUUAUUAGCAAUGCAGGGUGAUGGGGUAUGAACCUGUGUCUCCUUUGUAUCCCUCUGUUGGUGGGGAAAGGUGUCUUUCUUUCUGCCCCCCUCCUUAAAUAAUUCUGUUCACUUUUGUUUUGUUUCCUUGUGUACUCCAGCAUUGGUUAUAGUCAUGGGAAAGGAAGGUGUCCACGGAGGCACACUUAACAAGAAAGCAUAUGAACUCGCUUUAUACCUGAGGAGGUCUGAUGUGUAAGCAGCCUCUCCCCAUCUUCCUAGCAACUGUCUUCACCACCAUCCUAAUUAUGGUCACAGUGCUACCAGACUAUAGAUGGUAGCUAGUUUUCUUUACCUAUUUUCUAAUGUCACCAUUCCUGUUUGCCCAAUGGAUCAUUUUUAUGUUAACCAUUGUAUGUAACCAACCUUUAUCUGGCAACAUAAUUGCAGCACAAUAAUGAUUUGCAUGAUACCUUGAAAUUGGGGGGAGGGGGCAUGCCAAGUUGGGCAUCACUUUGUCUUAGCAAUUAAUGGGAUAUUGAUUACUAAAUAAGUUAAUAUUAAGCAAGGUGCCGGUUGUACAAUCUCUAAUUUGAUCAAUGUCUUUUCAGCACUUUGAGCAUUUACUUGGCUCAUUUAGUCUUCCUUUUGUAGCGCAUGGUUGGGAGGAAAAAGUGCAUGUAUCUUCACUCUUUUCUCAACACUUUCUUUGCACAUACGGUAUUUGGUUUGCUUCUAUCCUUUUUUCUUUUUAAUGCAGUGCCUGGUUUAUUUAACCAAUUAAUACCCCCUUUGUUGAUGAACUAUUGAGAGCUGCAUAGUUUGCUUUUAGUAUUGUGGUUGCACUUAACAUUUUUUCAUAGUGUCUGUGGGACAUAAUGAAAAGUGCAUCUGCAAAACAAGAGCAAAAGGCACUUCCUCCCAUGAUCUUAUAGUAAUGAUACUGAUUGAAUCCCCAGGGACAUUCCAUCAUUGCAAUAGCUCAGAUUUUUGUUCCUUUUUCUUUGCAUACCAGUUCUAUUCUUUAGUAAAGUUAUAAAGGCUGCCAUUAUGGACAUUAGGUAUCCCAACAUAACCAUCUGGAGUGUGUCCAGUUUGUUCUUCAUAGGACCAAUUUUUAUUUGCAGCUUGAGUUUUUAUAUGAAGUUGCAUUAUUGUGGACUUGGCUGUCUUGUGAUGAGUUUUUUCAUAUGUAUUCUGUGCCAUACUAUUGUUAAAAUGAACUGUUGCUAUUGUGAGAUGGAUUUUAACUGACCUAUUAAGGGUUUCUUUUGAAUGGCACUACUUUAGGGACACUGUAGUAUUUGCUUCUAUUGUUUGGGCCUUGUGGAUAAUGUACAGAUUUAAACAAAUCUUGUUGCUGAUUUGUCCAUUUCUUUCCCUGCACUUUGUUACAUCUGGGAUACAGUCUAACUCAUCUGAUUUAAUAUGCAUUUAAAAAAAUGCCAUAACUAUUAAACACCUUGUUUACAGACAGAUGAAAUAAAUUUAUUCCAACCAAA